AUGGCUUCUUCUCAGCCAGCAGUAGAUGAUGACACGCAGUUACAAAUGGUGGUACUUAAGGCACUAACGUCAUUGUACCAACCACAGUUAACAAACUUGCAGGAAAUGCAGGCAGCCGAUGCAUUUCUUCGUGGUUUCCAACUCACACCCGCGGCCUUUGACGUCUGUGCGUCAUUAUUGGAUCAAUUGGUACUAACUUGUGUUACUGGGACAAUUGCUCCGGACAGUGUGCCCGUGGUAUUUUUUUCAGCACAGACAUUGGCCAAUAAGCUGCGUCGUCAAUAUUCGACUUCAAUGUUGGACUGUAAUUCUUGGACACAACGAAUCGUAACCUGGUUAUCCUGUCGCCCCAAGUUACCGAAAAUAGUGGUUACACAGCUAGUACUCGCCCUUGUCGCAGUCUUACCACGGCUUCAAAUCCAAGAUCUGAAGGCUCAAACUACUUCCAAUACGGUCGUUUGCUCUAGUCAACUUGUAACGGUGAUUCAGGAAAGUUGCGUCCAGUGCAAUGGCCAUAGUGUUGUGGGGUACGCUCUGUUACAUUUGGUUUAUUCUGGUGUAACCACGACGGUCUUGGCGGAAUUGCUACUGCUCAUAGUCGAGGAAAUAGACACAUUGACUGGACGCAAUGCUCGACAAAGAAUGCAGGACGAAGUGGACGCGUGGGCUCCACUGAUGCUGGACAGAUUGCUGCCUCAAUUGAUGCAUGAGGCCAGUAACCAGGAAAAGGACAGUUUUUUGGAUACAGUGGAGACCCAGGAGACAGUAUUGCGCACACUAACCAGUUGGUUACGCUGCGUCCAAGUAACAUCCGCCGUCGUGGUACGUAACCCGCUACUGCACUCGUUGCUGAGCUUUUUAGCUCGCGACGAAUUGUUCGAUGCAGCAGUAGAUUUAGCCGUGGAACUAGUGAGGUCAUACUCGCACGACAAAGUGGUGGUACAAUGGGUAGCUCCCAGGUUAUUGUCAUUGAGAGGAGCAUUUCAGUCCGCAGCAGAACGAGAAGAUGUGGAUUCGUGUUUAGGACUUUGUCGUAUAUUCACCGAAAUGGGGGAGUCGUAUUUGGAGCUGCUUUUGCAAGAAAAUGGAGAUGGCAACGACACUGUAACCUUGGUGGACUUGCUGCUAGAUUGUAUGAGUUACCCUGACGCAGAAGUGGCUGAUGUGACGAUUCCUUUCUGGUUUCGACUGUUGGCAGAGCUGCAACGUCAUGUCGCAUCUGCUCUUCUGACGCAGUACAACCUAAGACUUGAGAGGCUGGCAGGGCUAUGUAUGAAAAAGCUGCAAUUCCGAGACGAGUUCCUGAAUCUGCCUGCCGACACACAACAGGACUUUAAGGCGUUUCGACUGGAGCUUAGUGACAUUCUACGCGAUUGCUGUCAGUUGCUUGGUGUCGAGACAAUUCUUCAGCAUUGCGUGAACGGACUAAAUCAGAUAUUCCAGACAGGUGCUGAAUCAAAACGCUGGGAGGCGGUGGAGGCUCAUUUGUAUUGUUUCCGUUCUAUUGCGCGCGAGGUUGAGAAGAGCAAAAGUAAUGCCGAGUCUUUGGACGCACCGAUUACUUUGAUUUUCCAGCAUUUGCGACAGUUUGCUGACCACCCGGCGAUUUGCUACACGUCAUGUCUGAUUGUGUCGCGUUAUGCGGUAUGGUUGCGCAUGCACCCUACGUUACUCUCAACUCAGGUGGAAUUUCUAAACGUUUGCGUGACAAUGAGUGCAGAAGACCCGCGGUACGCAGAGUGGGAGGUUGCACGAGCUGCUGCUACAGCCGUUCGUGCUCUGGCUAUAGAUUGCUGGGCGAUGCUUGGGGAGAAUAUUGUUGCGUUCUACCUGCACAUCGAGCAGCAUGAGGUCAUGGUUGUUGAUGACCAGGUGCUGAUCCUUGAAGGCGUUUGUGCUGGUGUGGCAGGCUCUGGAGAUAUGCAGCGUAUUGUUUUCGUCUUGGAUCAAGUCAUGAAGGGUGUUGGCCAGCGACUAACUACCUUGUUUGCCUCAACAUCUGCUAAGGAACACGUACAGGUUGCAUUGAACGAGCUAUUGCGACUCAUGUGUAUUUACGAAUACCUCGAUAUACCAGCCACAACGCUUCAGAGGGAAAAGCAUCCACUGGUGAUGCUCACGGAGCAGUUGUGGCCACUCAUCAACAAGAUGCUUGCGUUGUAUCGUGGUCAUGACGAGCUGGUCGAGCGUGUAUGCCGUUGUUACAAGCGCAUUCUACGUACGUGUGGCGAGCACAUUGUGCCUUUGCUUCCGCAGCUUGUUGACAACCUGCUGGCAUUUUACCAAGCAGAGCCUAAAUCCUCAUACCUCUACACUGCUAGUAUGGUGUUGAAGUUUUUCUCUUCUGGCAACAGCAGCAUAAUGAGGAUGGAUGCCCUGUUCGAGCGUAUGCUCUUCACGUUAAUUGAGGUGACGACUCCUAUUUUUGCGAGUGUAAAAGACAUGGAAGCGCGUCCAGAUGUCGUGGAAGAGUUCUUUUUCCUCAUGGAGCGUGCCGUGCGAUUGGUGCCGCAAGUAUUGGCUGCUCCUGUUUCCACUUCAUCACAAACUCGGCCACUGAUAGCGAACGUAUUUUCGUGUGCGGUGUCAGCGCUGAAUAUCUCACACAACGAUGCCAAUAAAGCAGUGUUAUGCUUUUUGGAGCACGUCUUCAAGCAGUCUCAGGCUAACAACUCGCUCGUGAAACUUACUUUAUUCUGUGCAUCUGAUAGUGGAGAGCAUGAGACCAGCAACAAGAUGUUGAUAAAUUACCUGAUGCGGGGUGUUGUUCUAGGCACCAUGUCGCCUUCUCGCGUAGAUGCCGACUACGGAUCAGUGGCAGGAGUAAUGGUGCAACUUGCAAAGGUUAAUGGCCCGCAGCUUCUGCACUGGAUCACAGAAUGGUUUGAGCAGGCUACAGUAGGGACAUUUGCAACCGCAGCAGUGAAUUUUCUCACCCCAGACGAGACACAAGAGUUUCAAAGCGAACUCUCUAGUGCUGCGAGUGAACGUGCAUUCCGACGCACUGUUCGUCAUUUUGGCAAGCUUUGCGCUUCUCGGAAUACAUCACUCAAGAAUUGCGAUCAAUAG
Messenger RNA from Peronospora belbahrii, 3069 nucleotides. NCBI's taxonomy places the organism in Eukaryota, Oomycota, Peronosporomycetes, Peronosporales, Peronosporaceae. The record is from the annotation of a GenBank genome assembly.